This is a messenger RNA of Pocillopora meandrina, 3045 nucleotides long. NCBI's taxonomy places the organism in Eukaryota, Metazoa, Cnidaria, Anthozoa, Scleractinia, Pocilloporidae. The record is from the annotation of a GenBank genome assembly.
AUGAGGCACAAAGGGACCUUUCUCACGCGUUGGUGGUAAGCUGUAAGGAUUUCUUGAUUUUAAAGAACCGUCCGGUAAUAGUUCACCUGAAGGUGGAAUAAAAGUGUUUUUUUCCACGGAGAUCGAUUUUACAUUUUAUUAAAUCAGUAUUAAAUAGAUAUAUAGAGUAGUACGAGCUCUCACGUCUCCCUUGUUUGUGUAACAAAAGAUCCUUCGGGUCUGCGCCUAGCAACGCAAACCACGUCGUUCGGGUGGAUCUCUCUCGAUUAGUCUGCCUUCAUUUAUGUCCUUCUUAAGCGCCCUUAGGUAAGUUUGCGUGUCGAUCGGUGCUUAUGUAAACAUGAGACCACGAUUUUCAUAGCAUCUCUCACGAAUGAUGAUUACAGUAAUGGCAAUAUCUACCGGCAUCUAUCUGGUGUCCUGAGUGAAAGCAAGAUGUCUGCAUAUUGCUAGAAGUGGAGUUAGUCGAUAAAAACGACUUCGACCUCGACUUUGGAGACAGAAUUCCAGUACCUUGUGCAACUGAAAUAACAUUAGUACAGCCGACGCCCUAAUUUUCUAAUGGUUACAAAAUAUUAAACGUUUGCUUUUCCUUCAGGCGGAAGAAUUCAGUAGAACCCGGUGACGCUUUUCAACAGAGACAGUAAGUGUCACUUUCAAAGCUCAACACGAAACAUUGUAUAUCAUUCAGCAAUCUUUCGUCUGGAAAAGAGCCCUUGUUCUUUUUUAGUUUACUGAUACUUCCCGAGUCUGGGAUCAUCAAACAAAUAAUUGUGACUUGUAGGAGUUAGGAUGCAUCAUAGAACAGCAGCUCAUUCAUCUUAGCCCGCAGACCCGGCUAAUUUUUUGCGUUUCACAGGCGGAGCGUGGCAAGCGCUAGUUACGCGCGAGGGAAAGAGCGCGACUAAUAACAAUAGCGUGAGUACAGGCAUUAUUUUUCUUUCUUUUUUUUUGCGCUCGCCUCACGCUUGUCUCCGUUCGACUGAAAAACGAAACAGAGUACACCUGUUCUUAAGGCUACCCUCAUUCAGAUAAAAAGCCUUCUUCUCAAUGCAAGGUCCCAACGUUCUCGAGCGAAGAGAAGGAAAGACCCUGGAAACAAGUUUAAUUGCCGGAUCGAGUUAUGGUCGACCUGUGGCUGAUAAUUUUUCUGCUUCUACGCAUGCAAGGAAAAAAUUCGGUCGACCAAAAAAGAUUGAUGCCGAUUGCCAAUUGCCAAUUACGAGAUCUUACGACCUUGUUGUACUUUUCAUUUAGACCUACUGGUUCUUGUGAAAGGCAAAAAGACGAGGAAAGUUCUUUUGUCACCAGUGCAACACAAGUCGAUUCGAGGAACAGAAAUCUGACAGAAAAAGGUUUUAAAAUUCUUACACUUUAUACGUAAUUGUGCGUAAAUGUGCGUGCAUUUAGCUUUUCCUUAUCCAUCUAACAUGGUUAAUACGGCUGAGAUUAUAUUUUGAUGUUAUAUACGCCUGGUACAUGAUGUUUUUUAAGAUGAGCUAGGUUCGAUUAAAGUACAUCGGCGGACUAAAACACUUUUUACAAACAGUAUUGUCUACCUCAGUCUCAGUCAUUGCAACCCUCUCGAUCCAACAUCGAAAUGUUUGAAACACUUUUACUCUAAAGAUAGAAGUUUUUCGUCUUGUCGCGAUCUACUAAAAAACGCAGAAUUUUUUUAAUUCUUUAACCCACGCUCGUGAGAAGACGAAAAAUAUCUUUCUCUAUUUCUUUACCGAGCUCAAAACUUACCAUCUCGCUCAUUCUAUUUUUCAUUCUGUAACCAAUUUAUGGCUGAAUGCGUUGAGAAUAAUUUCGUCGAAGCUAUGCGAUGCCCUUAAAAAAUAUUAGCAACAAAAAAGUAUAACAGUAAAGACCAAUUGAUAACUCCGACAGAGUAAACCGGAUUCAGGACUUUGCUGAAACUGAAGUAAAUGUAGAACUGAGUCUUCACCUUUUUCCUUCUUCCAGAAAACGAGUUGCAGGCCGAGAUGAUUAACUUUCACAUAACAGAAAACCAAGCAGCUCACAAAACAGAAAAUUACCCGGAGAUUGAGGAGUUAGUACUAAGGGGAGGGGAGGUGUUUGAUGUAACAGUCAAGUUUAACAGAGACUACAAUCCGGACUCUGACGUUAUCACGCUCCUCCUUGUCUCUGGUAAAUGGGCAACAAUGCAAUGAUUUAUUACGUCGAUUCUGUGUUUAAUACACACUACAAGCUAGUAUAAGCACAAGCAAACACUGACGAUAUUCUCAUCAAUGCCUCUCCUCAAGUACUUUUUCCGAAAUGGAUUGUGAGGCAAGAAUUGGAACAGAACAAAAUUCUCUAUUUCGUUGCGGAUCCCAUUUUGUUUUUGACGUCCAGCUUACGAAGCUGUGCUGUUUGGCCAUAUUUUCUGGCUAUCAAAGAGUUAGGAUUAGAGCGUUGAAACAAUUCUCAUCAGAAGGAUAUAACCUAGAAUAGGUUACACGUUUCUGCCCGCUUUCUUCCUAUGGGAGACAAGAACAAAAAUCUGAAUAAGUUAACAAUUGUGCUGUAAACAUUUCAUCUAGACCCUAAACUGGCUCUAAAGUGCGACCAAGGUGGCCUCGUUGAUUUGCGGAAAGUUUUACUGUUCAUGUUAUUUGUUUCCCUUUAGUUUUGCUUUACAAGGAGCUUACACCCUUCUCAGCUUUUGCCAUGGAAUGCGCUUUUAUACCAGAGAGAUCCAAACCAAGGAUGAUUUCUAAUUCUAGUUGUAACUGUCACAUCCUUUCGAAGAACUUUCCUUCAGGUUGACGCAUAACCAACUUGAUUUUUGCAGACGAAGAUAACCCCAAAAGCAGAGAAAACAAUGUGCGCAUCAAGAUUCAAGAUAUCCUUCAGCUCUCGCAGUGGGGAAUGCAACUCAAAGAAGCCAACAAAAAAUCAAUUCACUUGUCAGUCAUGACGUCCGCGCAGGCGGUGCCCAGUCGUUAUGGCGUCAUGGUAGAAACAAAGUCCAGGGAAUCUUCUGGAGAAACAGCUUUGUAUCGAUGUAAAAACAGAGAACGUAUUUGUUUAAUCUAA